UAUAAUGUUAGUGUACUAUCUUUGAUAAAUCCUGGUGCCAAAGUCAAGAGAUGCAAUGACUAGAUGACCAGCCACUACACACACCAGCAUCCUGUCCUGGAGCCUUGACAGGAGGGGAGGAGAAAAAUACACACACACUUAAAGGCAAAACACUCUCUUCAACCAGUCCCACAUCCACUGGAUCAUGUCGUCUACUGGGUCAACCAACCACAACAAGCGUCUGGCAUCGGAGACAGACAACUCUCAGCGGGUGUUAGACAACGAGUCUGCCCAGCACCUGAAGCUGAGGGAGAGACAGCGCUUUUUUGAAGAGGUUUACCAGCAUGAUGUGGACAACUACCUGCCCUCGGCUCACCUGCAGGUCGACUGCAGGAAACCCCCUAUGGGAAGCAUCUCUUCUAUGGAGGUGAACGUGGACGUCCUGGAGCAGAUGGACCUGAUGGACAUCUCGGACCAGGAGGCCCUCGAUGUGUUCCUGAACUCAGGAUCAGGAUCAGAUGACGGACCACUAGCAUCUCCUCUACCAGAGGCUGAGGAGGAAGAAGAGGACGAGGAGGAUGAAGAUGCAGAGGUUGUGUAUAGGGAACGGGCGCCUUUAAAACGGCAAGACGAAGUUCACCGCAGUUCAAAGUCUCGCAUGUCCUCAACAUCAUCUGGCUCCAGCGACACCAGCGGGGGAGGAGUCGACACACCUGUGAUCCAGUCGGAUGAUGAAGAAGUUCACGCCGACACUCUGCUGCUGACCUCUGUCCCUCACGCCAGGGACGAAGAAACAGAAGAAGAAGACGAGGAGGAAAGAUGCCUUGCAACUAAAUCUCAAUAAAGACUGAAUUUUACUGUGUAGAGAGAUAUAGAGGUGGUGAAGAGUCUCUCU
This is a messenger RNA of Centropristis striata (black sea bass), 874 nucleotides long. RefSeq names its product dysbindin-like. The record is from RefSeq and is a predicted model, not a curated record. The coding region runs from base 185 to 823 and encodes 212 amino acids. NCBI's taxonomy places the organism in Eukaryota, Metazoa, Chordata, Actinopteri, Perciformes, Serranidae. The transcript is spliced from 4 exons. Gene Ontology annotation, cellular component: cytoplasm. Gene Ontology annotation, biological process: negative regulation of protein kinase activity.